GAUAGUUCGAUAGAUCAGUCUUCUAGCUUCUUGACCGGGUAUCUCAUGUCAUUCGACCUGUGUCCUGUAACACUACUCAAACCUUCUCGUAUCAUGUCCUCUCCGCUCCGCAAGCCUCCACCACGUAGGACGUACGGGAGACCCAGACCCGCAGCUGGGAACGAAGCGCCCACCACGACAAUCACGACGACAUUGACCACUCUUCAGUUUGGGAAACACGCCGAUUGGAGAAAGCAAAUCGAGGAAGAUGAAGUUGACGAUGAAGAUGACGAUGACGAGGUGGAUCUUGACAUCGGACUCGAUUCCGCCAACUCGAACGCCGAAACUUCAAUCAAACGACGAGCGCUGGAGAAAAUUCGUCGCAUACGCGAAGCAGAUCGUCUCAAAGAAGAAAGAGAACGAGCCGUUCUCUUGGCCAAGGCUCAACGGGCGGAAGAUGGGGAUGAGGAUGGAAUCGAGGCUCCUAGUAGUCAGAACAACCGGGGUGGUGGGUUCGGGAGGGAGAGGAAGAGAGUCGGGUAUGGGUACAUGUAUGGGAGAGGCGAUGCGGCGAGAGAGCAUAGGAGUGGGAGUGAGAGUGAUAAGGAGAAGGGAGACUUGAAUGGAGAAAAGUCGGACGUAUCAGACGUGGGCGAGGAUCGAGCCGAAGCACCAACGGCCUCGUCUUCUCUUCCCCCGCUCACCUCUUCCUUACCUCCGGCUUCUGCUUCUACCACUCGUCCGACCGCCCUGGAAGCCACAACAGCCAUCACCACCGGUAACAACCUCAACCGAGCAAUGUUCGGUUCCUCGACGCUGUCCCCUCCCUCAGGCCUCUCUCCGUCUCAUAGGCCGUUUCCGUUCUCUUCCCCCGCUCCUCGAGCAGGAUCACCCUCGGGAUCUCGCCAGGAGAGCCCAUCGCCAUCCCCGAUCAAACGACCACGGACUGGGACCGCUCGAGGGAGGGUGUUGCGGAGCUCAUCUCCCAGCGGGCUCGGUGCAGAGGAUGAUUUACAGCCGGAUUUGGGAGUAGGGAUGGACUUUGAGGAGACGUACGCCCCGAUCAAAGCUGGAGUAAGAAGACCCCGAGGGGACAGAGGAGGUGCGAGGAAGAAGGUGGUUGGCCUGGAUAGCGACGACGAGGAAUCCACAGCAGACGAGCACGGACGGGACGCAGAUCUGGAUGUGGGAGAUCGGACAAUCACCCCUUCUCGUCCGCAUGACGCAGACGGAUUGGCCAGCGAAGUCGGCGAAUCGGAGGAUGUUCUGGGUUCGUUCUCGACCCCUCGCAAGACGAAGCGGGACCGGUCGUUGAUCAUCGCUACUUCGGGGAUCUCGCCGGAGUCGCCUUCGAGGUUGAUGUCGAAGUCGAAUCUCAAGGCGAAUUCGAAAAGGCUCGGCGGCUCGGAUGGAGGGGAAGAUGCGGAGAUGGACAAGGAUGAAGAUGAUGAUGUGGAGAUGGACGGGAUUUUGGGAUCGCCAAGUGUAAGGCAGAGCAGGAAACGCGCUGGCAGAAUCGGGCAGGGAGAGGUGGAUAGCGAGGAGGACGGGAGGGUGGCCAAGGCACCCAAGAUCCGACCUCUUUCCAAGAAACAGCGCCUCGAGAUGGACCGAGAACAAGCCAAGAUCCGGGCUGAAAAACCGAUCAGACUCGCUCCGUCUGCCCGAGCUCGCCCGUCUGCGCCGGGAGCCAUGAUGGGUGGGCUGGGGAUGACCGAUUUCGUAAAAGCGACUCAGAACGCAUGGAUCUCCGCGAGGAGAACGACAGUGCUCGGACCUGCAAAGGAGACGAAACCGAUGACUCAGUAUGUCAAGCUAUCAAGCUUGGCACCGGGGCCUGCAGGAGCUGCCAAUACAUCGGAGGUUCCAAUCACCUCGGAAAAUCCUGGCGAGAUGCAGGAGGAAGAAGAGAUUGGGAAAUUCAGUAGCGGUGGAAAUAGGAAUAUCGGCGUGCUGACCGGAGGGCUGGGGUCGUCGCCGACCAACAAGGGUAAAAGCACAAUCAAGGGCAAAAUAACUUUGCGCUUGAGCAACCUGGACGGAGAUGACGAUGAUGAGGAGUUACCCGAACUCAAGGACGUGGUCGCCAAGAAAGAGCAAGAACGGUUGAUCGCUCGUAAACGUGAAGAACUCGCCCGUCAAAAGGCCAUCGCCUACAAGAGGAUUCAGGAGGAGAAGUUGCGCCAAAAUGGGGAUGACGAAGACGACUUGGUCAUCGAAGGAGUACCAGACUCGGUCAAGAAGCCGCCACCUGUCAAGCGGCAGAACGGGGGCACGGCUCGGGGAAUUUUCGAUCACGCUCGAGAGGCCAGACAGGGCAAGGGUCUCGACGCUGGACAGCGGCUGGCGGCGCUCGCAGGUGUCUCUACCAAGCAUCAGGAUACCAUCACGGAGAGCUUGGUUUUUCAUGCUGGUCGCGAUUUCGAUCACGCAAACAAGAAGAGAACUGGAGCUUUACCGUCCGGCUUGGAGAAGCGCAAGGUCCAGCUGAUCCCGAAGGACCGCUUAGAGGCGGACUUGCUCAAGAGACAGCGCGAGUUCAACUUGCAAGAGCGUCAGCGAAAGGAAAAAGCCAGUGGAGUCAAAGCUAGGCGGCUGGAGGAUAAAAAGCCAUUGGAGAUCGAGGAGUUGAUCAAGGACGAACGCUGGGACGAGCAAGCAAGCGAUGAGGAUCCAGAAGACGGUGAUUACAAGCCGGAAGUCGAAGCCGACGUCGAGAUGGAAGCGGUCGACGUUGGUAGCGAAGUCGGGGAUGACGAGCGGUCGAUCAUUUAUAGCGGGGAGGAGGAAGACGAAGCCGAACCAAUUGUUCGCGCCACGCCUUUCUCAGGCAACUCCGUCGGGCCCGACGAUGAAGCCGAGGUUGACCUGCCUCGCCGAUCCCGGCCUCGGAAAACGAUCGUUCAUACGAUAAGAGAUAGCGACGACGAAGAGGCUACACCCAAAGCAGCGACCAAGGCGUCCUUUGCCUUUGUGCCGCCGUCAAACUCAAGACCGGAUCUCGACAUUGCCAAUGCUGUGGAUCCGCUCGAAUUUGGGGCAUUCGGCGAGGACGAUGGAACGGAUUUAGGGGGAGGAUUCUCGCAAUUCUUCGGUGCGACCCAGGCUGGUGACAGCGAGGCCGACGCAUUCGGCGGCUUCGAUGUUCUGCGUCACGAUAAGACCGAUGCAGUUCUGACUACACAGGUUCACCUGCCGGACCCCAACAUCACUGCCACGGCUCGUCGCCGUAACGAGGAACUCCUCGAGGGCGAGAUGAUGCUGGACGCAGACUCUAUGGAUAUAGAAAAGGCUGAAGCAGAGAAAUACUUCAAUGACAAGGGACUCCUCACGCAGACACGUCCGACCGGACGAAUCCCUCUCACCAAGGCCGACACGUCGGUCAGUAUCACCAGCGAAGGCGCAUCCGAGAAUACUUCGAUGCUAUCGAUGGCUCUCUCUGCCACCUAUCGAUCGCCACCGUCCUCCACACGUCACGCUCAAGGCAGCGCCCCGAACACUGCGCUAGACGAAGCUGCGCCGUUACGUCGACUUAAGCCUCGGAGACCCUCUUCCAUACAUUCUUCCAACGACGAGCGUGAUGUCACGCAACCUAGUUCUGAGGCGCAUACAGGACCCAAUUCGGAUGCCUUGACGACGACCGAUAUCGCUUCGGAUCCCGCUCCCGUUGCUCAAACGCGGCCCAAGAAUGCGUUUGAUGUGCUCAAAGCAGCCCGUCCGAGUCGACCGAAACUGGAUCCUAAGACCAUAGCGGAACGAAAGGCACGGUUCGUCGAAGGGGAGGCCGAGGAAAGUGACGAAGAAAACGGUUGGGGUGGCGGCACCAGGCAAGACGAUAUCGAAGAGGACGAAGAUCCCGACGCCGUGCUGGAGGAACUAGUCGACGAUGCACAAAAGACGGCGGAAGAGCUCGAGAGGGAAGAGGAACAACGUCUCCAGAAAUAUAGAGAGAUUGCCGAACAGGACGAUGAAAAGAGCCGUAAGCUGGCAGAAGAUCUCACCAAAGGUAUCUACCGAACCGGGAAGAGCGGCAAGAUGGGCGACAUCGAAUUUUCGGACGACGAAGACGAAGAGCGCAAGAGCAAACGAGGGAAGAAACGCAGAAAGGAGCGCGAGCUGAAGGGCGUUGACAGCGCGUUCCAACAAGUCUAUGAAGAGCUCGCAGCGUCCAGCGACGAGGAAUUUGAGGAGCCAGAAGACGAUACAGCUGGCUUCAGCGUGCGUCUUUCCAGCCCGAUAGCAGAGGACAGCGUACCACAGAAGACGAUCAGCGACAAGGCGAGACAGCUAGCGAUUGAAAACAAACGGAGUCGUGACUUGGCUCUCUUAGAAUCAGCCAGUGAUACUGAGGGCUCGGAUGACGAGCAGUCUUCGUUCAAGCUUGAGCGCAACGACUCGCAGAGUCUCGCCCCGCGACCGUCGCUGGUUUCGCGUGAUUCUGCCAAGUAUGCCCGACACCUUGAAGGAGAAUCGCAGAGGAGUACCGAUACGCGCAAGAUUGGUGGAUCGAGUUCGGUAUCGGGCGCUGUAAAUAGAAGAUCAGGCCGCAGGUCAAGCUUUGGAGCUCCACUAGUCAACAAGGCGAGCAAGGCAAUGCCUCCACCUCGCGCUCAACCUAGAACGCUCGGCAGGGUUAUGGACAAGAGCGGACGCUUCGAUAAAGAUUAGGACCAGGAUUGUAUGACACAAUUGUAUCCAGUAUUCAGCCUUGUAGCCCACUUUUGAUAUACCACAUGCAUCUGUA
Messenger RNA from Filobasidium floriforme, 4723 nucleotides. RefSeq lists its product as uncharacterized. The transcript is spliced from 8 exons. NCBI's taxonomy places the organism in Eukaryota, Fungi, Basidiomycota, Tremellomycetes, Filobasidiales, Filobasidiaceae. The coding region runs from base 46 to 4647 and encodes 1533 amino acids. The record is from RefSeq and is a predicted model, not a curated record.